AUAUAUUAAGAGUAAAAGAUAAUUACCAAGUAAUUGUCAGAGAUAGAGGGAUAUAGAUAUAAUUAAAUAUACACUUGCAUAUAUAUAUAUAUAUAUAUAUAUAUAUAGUGUUUUAAAGAUAGAUUGAAGUUUUGCUUUUUCCCUUUCGCUUGUCUUACCUGUUCGCUUUACCUGAGCGAUGGAGUUGAUUACGAUUGCGGGACAACUAUAUGUCUCUUUAAUUAUACUUCUAUUUGGUCUGUUUACCACUGACGCCCUUGUACGGAAAGUGAUCAGUACAAAUGAAGAUGGAUUGGAUUAUCUUUCACAAUUUGGCUACCUCACACCACAAAGUCCAGAGACUGGAAACUUGAGGACCGAUAAGUCCAUGGAGGAUGCUAUCAGGCAGUUUCAACGCAUGGCUGGUAUCACAGUUACAGGCAAAAUAGAUUUAGAAACAAAAAGGGUGAUGCAAUUACCUCGAUGUGGCGUAGCAGAUCGAAUCACAUACGGAAACUCUGCUCGCAAAAAACGGUAUACAAUACAAGGUAAGUUUGCUGUUACUCACAAAUAG
Octopus bimaculoides (California two-spot octopus) is the source of this 553-nucleotide messenger RNA. Its product is annotated as matrix metalloproteinase-14-like. Gene Ontology annotation, molecular function: metalloendopeptidase activity. Gene Ontology annotation, biological process: extracellular matrix organization; collagen catabolic process. The record is from RefSeq and is a predicted model, not a curated record. Lineage: Eukaryota; Metazoa; Mollusca; Cephalopoda; Octopoda; Octopodidae.